GCCCGGAGCGGGUUUGGGCUGCCAGAGGUUUUCCUCCUUUUUCCCUGGCGGUGUCCUGCUCUCUUAGUAUAUUCCCCUAGACUGUAAACCUACAGCGUGUUGUCAUGCCUCACUGUCAAUUCUGACGUUUUUCUGUGGGGAUGUCUUUACUGCAGACUUUCAAGCAGUAAUGAAAUGUUAUUCUGUAGGGCUGUAGAUGAAGCCAGUUCCUUCUUUGUCGAAAGCUGAGACUUUCUAUGAUCCUAGAUGUUCUAGAUCUACAUGCUAGAUAUAUAAUAUUCCUGAAAUAGGCCAGUGCAAUAUAUGGUAACAAGAAGAGCUGGGAAGAUGUUGAUAGAUGUUUGUGGGCCCUUCCGGGCUCUGUUGAGUUGUUGCUUUCAUGGAGGGGAAUGCUCUGGGAAUUCCUCGGGAUUCCUGCACCACACUCAUCCCUGCAGUAGUCCCUUCCCUUAGUGUAUUAAAUGAAAUCGAUACCUGAUGCAUGUGGUUUUUUUCUUCGUAUGUCCCUUUUCGUUGUUUUUUAGAGAAGGAGGCAUCAAAAAUGCAAAGCCCCUUUAGAUGCGUGAUGGUCUUUAGUUCCUGAAGAGACUCAGUCUGUUUCAGAAGAACUGUAUGUCUGAACAGAUGAGGGUUUUGAGAAUUUUAGGGCAUUCUUUUGUUUUAUGGGCAGACACAAAGAUCAGUUUGUAGAAUAGGAUUUAGCAGUAAUGUUGAUUGUUCAUCCCAUCUUUCACAGAGGUACUUAAUCUUAGUGUGGAACUUAUGUCACCUCUGUGUCAAAAAGAAUAUGUUGUCAUCAACAAUAUCAAAUAUUGCAGAAAGGAAAAACAGAUUUUGCUUUUUCCCUGCUGAGAUCAUCAGUUUCAUAUCUGUACUUUAAUGUGACUCUUACUUGAGCUUACACUAGAAUAUCAGCUAUAAUUUAAUUUUCUUGCUAUCUUAUCAUUCAGCUUGCAGAAGAACAGCCAGAUGCUUGGCAGGAAUAGAAAGGUCCAGCAUAUCCCAAAUAUUUAAUUUCUUCACUCAUCCACUAUGUCAUAGUUUAAGCAAAAAAAAUAAUCUUUGAGGCAUUGGCAAUAGUUGACAUGCAUGGUGCAGUUCAUAUAGCUAGCUGUAGGGUUUAAUCUUUUUAAGGUUGUGGUAUUUUAAAACGAAUGCAUGUGCUGAUUCUGGGAAUAUAGGUGAAUUGGUGGUUGGUGUAGGUCAAAUCCAUACUGCUUGAGAAGGUUUCCUGAUGUUGUUUCUUUAGCAAGGUAGAAUGAUAGCUCUUUUCAAUGCUUCGCACCUAGUCUGCUACCAAUGCUUCGCACCUAGUCUGCUACCGGAAGGAUUUGAAUAUUCCUUCUUAGGAAAAGUAAGAGCUACUUUAAGCAGAUAUGCACAGCUGAAAUAUUUUUAGAAGAUAGUUCAUCAUGGUCACUGAGGACAUUUGGCUUUGUAACCAAAUGCAGAAGUAUCAGUCUAAGAGGAAAAAAAAAAGAUACUUCUUUUAAUUAAAGCAUUUGCAUAGUUAUAUAAUUGAACUUAAAUUUGCUCAAAGUUUGUCUCUGCUUCUGACUACCAGCUUAAUUACUUUACCAUCAUAAGGGAAGCCCAACUAGUUUCUACCAACGUCCUGGAAAACCUGUUACUAAGGGAACAACAUUCUCUCUUUAUUUUUUUUAGUACUUUCCUUUGGGAAAGCAGGGGCUUUUUCUGACUCAAAAGCUUAUGGAAAUGAGCCAAGACUUGGAAAUCAGCAGGCUUUUAGGGGGAAGAUUAGGACUUCUCCAGGAAAACAGAAUGUACUGGUCCACACUAGCAUACUUACUAUUUAGAGUCUAAAAUACAAGAAGGUGACAGUGAAGAUCAGUUCAAGCAAUUUAAAAUAUACUUAUUUUGAGAGCUAAGUUAUACAACUGACAGCUGUGUCUGCAUAUGUUUCUAGGGCCAAAGAUGAGAAUCAGUGCUGAUUUCUUAGGUGUCCGUGAGAUGAAUUUUAAACUAGUAUUUGGCAUUUGUUUUCCUGUCCUUCACUUCCUAGUUUCUUCAGUGAGUUUUUUUUUCAGAGGCUUUCUAAGUAGUGAUGCAGCUAUACGGUAUUAAACUGUCACGUUUAUGUUACAAAUGUGCGUUUGUUUGAUAGGGUCCUCGCUGCUUUGCAGCUCUCUGCGGAGCACCAACUCUAAUGCAGAAGGACGGUCUGAACGUGUUAAACAGUCGCUUAAGAAACCAAAGUUACCAGUAGGUCGGUUUGAUGAACCAGAGGAGUCCAAUAUAGAGAGGGAACCACUGGAAAAAUUUCCUGAUGGAAUCAAUCCUACUACGAAAGAGAAGGGUGGACCUAAAGGUCCUGAACCUACACGUUACGGAGACUGGGAGAGAAAAGGACGUUGUAUAGACUUUUAAUGUACAAAUGUACCUAUUGCUAAUAAAAUAUUUUUAGUUGUUGAAAAAAAUAAUAUGUAGAGAAAUCUCACCUAGAUUUUCCUUCCUGUUGUGAAGCUUCUUGUUUCUGUCAUGCUUGUGGUGAAUUAUCUGAGAGAUAUUUUAUGUAAAUAAACAUGCUGUGGUAACUCA
Messenger RNA from Struthio camelus australis, 2559 nucleotides. The record is from RefSeq and is a predicted model, not a curated record. NCBI's taxonomy places the organism in Eukaryota, Metazoa, Chordata, Aves, Struthioniformes, Struthionidae.